AAACUAACUUCAACAUUUCAAGUUUAUGUUGAACCAUAUGACUGUAUUUAGAGAUGUUCCAAGUUGAAGAGCUGUGUUCAUUGGGAAUAUUUGUUCUGUCAUUACUGGUACUCUUCGUAUAUUUUCAUCAAAUUUGCUUCUUUUUGAUAUCGCUAUACACAGCUCGAUGUUUAUUUUAUCCGAAAAGAUCUGUCGUAUUAACUGAUACCCCAGGAGUGUCAGUUGUCAAACCUCUAAUGGGAGUAGAUGAUUGUCUUCACGAAAACCUAAAAAGUCACUUCACUUUGGACUAUCCUCGAUUUGAACUGUUAUUUUGUGUACAAAAUGAAAAUGAUCCAGUAAUUAGUUUAUUACAAUCAUUAUGUGAACAAUAUCCUCAUGUAAAUAGCAGAUUAUUUAUUGGAGGUAGAGACGGAGUAGUGAAUCCAAUGGUACACAAUAUGGUACCUGCUUACGAGGCUGCAAAAUAUAAUCUUGUUUGGGUGAGCACUAGUCGAGUUAAAGCAUCCGCAGAGGUCAUUUGGGAUUUCGUCUAUAAAGCUCAUGAUCCAUCAGUUGCCAUUGUUCAUCAAUUGCCAUUUUUCGCCGAUCAUUCUGGUUUUGUAGCCGCUAUUGAAAAGGUUACAUUUGGGUGUUAUUUGGCUCGUAGUUAUACUGCUUUGAAUCAAUUAGGCGUGACAUGUUUUACCGGUAUGUCGUAUAUUGUCAAAAAAUCAAUGUUGAAUGAAGUUGGUGGAUUAGCCUAUUUUGGGAAGUAUUUGGCUGAAGAUUAUUUUUUGAGUGCUGCAUUGUGUCAGAAAGGUUAUCGGGUAGUAUUGUCAUCUUAUCCAGUUAUUCAAAAUGUUAGUAAUAGUACAUUAGUAAAUUAUAUCAGGCGAAUGGUUCGUUGGCUUCGGCUACGAUUGAAUAUGUUGCCAUUAGUUUCAGGUGUAUUGGAACCAUUAUGUGAAUCAAUUACACUUGGUUUAUUAUUUGCAUUAACUGUGCAUUAUUUAUUUGAUAUUCAAAUUAUUUAUUUAAUUAUGAUGCAUUUUACACUUUGGAUACUAUUGGAUUAUACAUUAUUACGUUGUAUACAAAAUUCAAAACUUCCAUUUUCAUUUGCGAAAUUUCUACUAGCUUGGAUUAGUCGUGAAUUAUUAGUCUAUGUUGUUUUUAUUAUUGCUCUAUCUAAUCCAUGGCGCAUUAAAUGGGGUAAUUACACUUAUCGUAUUAAUUUUGGUGGAUUAACUCAACGUUUAUCAUCUAAUAGUACAGUUAUCAAUCAUUAUACCAAUGGCGAUUUCAUGAAAAUAAAUACGGACGUUGCAUCUUAUAAUUAUAAACCUGUGUUUUGUGGUACAUCAAUAGAUGUGCAGAAAGUAUUCAAAAGGCGUACAGUUUCAGAAAAUAUUCACAUGCAAGAUACAAACAGAGUUUUAGAUGAAUUUCGUGAUGAAAAUAGGUUUGAUUGUUUAAAUGAUGAAAUCAUCAAUAAUUCUCAACCGGAAACUCAUUUGUUUUCAUACACAACGAUGGGAGUAUCACCUGUCAUCCAUGAUAAUAGUAAUGGUAAUAGAAACAUUCCUUUCCAAGUUAAUUCUGGUAACGUAAACGAUAUACUAAGCAGUAGCAUUAUUGAUAAUUUCCCUCCCACCAACUUUAUCAACAAAGCGGAUGUAAAACUCAACGGAUCCAAUAAUGAAGCAAUUCAGGUUAAUACAUAUAUUGAUAAUUAUACUAAUACCCUUGAUAAUAAUAAUGGAAUCAAUAACAAUGGUGUCAGUAGUAACAGUAAUGGGUUAUAGUCACAAAUAGCUAGUUUGUGAAAUAUUUGUUUUACCAAUUACUGAAUCCAUUACUCUUUUAAAUCAAUUGUAAUACUGUCAUAAUAUAAGUUUGUAAUCGAAAAAUUAUAAAAGAGGAAAUUUUUCUAACUGUCUUCAUAUAUUCACGCCCAACAUACGCUAUGUGUUUUGAAAAAUGCUCUUGUUAUUGAUCUAAAGCAUAGGAGCUUUCGUAACUAUAAUUUUCCCCAAUAAUUGUAGAGUUAUCAUACUUUAGUUCAUUUCGAUUGAUAGAUUAAACUCAUUUUUUCACAAAUAAAUAGUUCAUGUUCAAUACUCAAUUUUAUUUCUGAUGGAAAAAAUCAUUGUUUUUUUCAUCUGAGAUUUCUCUCCGUUACCUUUUUUACUUAAACGUGAAUAUCAGUUGAGUUUUAUAUCAAAGUUUCGUUUACCUCUCUAUCUGUAUAUUAUUGUCUAUCAGCCUGUCUAUAUUCCCUUGUUUAUCAGAGUAAUAUAUAAUUCUAGAUGUUAUAUUUAGUGCAAAUAAGUUUUCAUAUCAAAUGAUUCCAUUUUUGAUACUUUGUAAAAAUGUAUGAUUAAAAGAAACAAGGAAGCUACAAAAUGAAAGAAUUACAUUUCUUACAAUGAAAUUUAACCAAUUUAUCAAACAUAUAUAUAUGUACAUACAUUCCCCAAUGUAUUUCUAUAUUAUUUCUGUACAUAAUUUUCCUCUCAAAAUUAAUUACAAUGUCUCUUUUGAGAUGUAUUAUGUUUUAUACUUUGUGCCUGCAUUCCUAAUAAACACGUUUCCAUGUGAAUUUUUUGAAGUGUUCCAUUUUUUUUCCCUAGAAAAGAUUAAUUCAACAUAUUUUAAUUCUAUUCAUUUCAUUAUUACUACCUAUAUGAAUAGGUGUGUUUACUUUGAACUAACUUCUAUCAUCAAUAUUUUAACUGUUCAAUUAUAGUAGCGAGAUUUCACCAGUAAUUUAUUAUUAUUAUUAUUCUAUUGACAUUGUGUAAAUGAAAAUUUAUCUACACAGAUCACCAUCAAAUUGAUGUGCCAAUAUCACAUCUGCUCAAAAUGAAAUGUGUUGUGCAAUCAUUAGUUCUUCGAGAGAAAAAUGUAGAUUUUUUGUUAAGUUAAAAUUAUUGUUUUAUUAUUAUUAUUUUCUUUUUGCUUUUUUUUCAUUUAAUUUGAUAACAUUCAAUUCAAUCAAUUAAAUUGAUGAGUGCCAAAACAUGUUUUUCCCUUUUAAAUUUAAUUCUCCUCUGCAUAAUUUAUACCACAAAGCACAAUGGAUAAAUGUUUUCAAACUAACUUAUUCUUGCUAUUAACUGGAAUUCUUCAUAUUUCCUAUUAUUUAUUGUUAUUUCUUAUCUGUGAUUGUAAUGUAAAACAAUUUGAUUUAUUCAUUAUAUAAUGAUAUAAAUUGCUU
Schistosoma guineensis is the source of this 3202-nucleotide messenger RNA. NCBI's taxonomy places the organism in Eukaryota, Metazoa, Platyhelminthes, Trematoda, Strigeidida, Schistosomatidae. The record is from the annotation of a GenBank genome assembly.